Molecule: messenger RNA, 749 nt
Organism: Dioscorea cayenensis subsp. rotundata (Guinea yam)
Lineage: Eukaryota; Viridiplantae; Streptophyta; Magnoliopsida; Dioscoreales; Dioscoreaceae
Product: chaperone protein dnaJ 11, chloroplastic-like
Exons: 1
Coding region: 25-483 (152 amino acids)
Source: RefSeq, a predicted model, not a curated record
UUCUCUUCCCUCGUUCUUGCUCUCAUGUUCUCUUCUCUCCCUCUCUCUUCCCCUCAAACCCUAGCUUCUCGGAUCUCCGAUCCUCGCCGCGUUAGCCUCUCAAUCCCUUCUCGAUCUCGGAUCUCGGCGGCGUACACCUCGGCUGCUGCGUGGUCUCCUCCGAUCCGAUCAACCGUUGCCUCGGCUUCGCUCUACGACGUGCUGGGCAUCGCGGCGGCGGCGUCUGGAUCCGAGAUCAAGGCGGCGUAUCGCCGCCUCGCCCGCGAGUGCCACCCUGAUGUCUCUCAACGCGCUUCUGGGGAUGAGUUCAUGAAGGUCCACGCCGCCUACGCCACUCUCUCCGAUCCGGAGAAACGCGCUGAUUAUGAUCGGAAAAUGGCUGGGAUCUGGCGCCGCCACCCUGCUCCGCCGCCUGGAUCGGAUUUCUCGUCGGCGUUUUACGGCCAAGCUUCUCGCCGGUGGGAGACUGAUCAGUGUUGGUGAUUGACGAUGAAUCACAGCCGUUAGAUCUUUUGUUUUCCAGAUCUUUCGAUAUGACCCCUUGAUUUGUUGCAAAUUCGGAAGACGAACUGUGGGGCUUUUAGAGCCGUUGGAUUGAGAUGAUGAGUGGUCCUGAUUACUCACUCCACCGGUUUGGAUAAUUCUGUUAACUUAGCAGUGGGAUUUUGUGAUUUUCCCAUUUGUUUUCAGAGGAUGUGUAUAUAAAUUAUUGAAAUUAGAAUUUAGAGUAAAAAUGACUUUUUUAUAUA